UAUACUUGUCCGUCAGCCUGUAUAUAGAUAGACGUUACCACUUCCGGUGUACUGUGUGUUGUGUAUAAAUACAGAACAUCAACAGAAAUUACCUUAUUCGUUAUUUUGCAAACAUGAGUGGUAGACAACGGGGAUUAAAACGGAAAGCUGCUGAACAGGCAGAAAUUAAAGCUAAACGUGCUAAAGGGGAGACUGAUUUAAGUGACAAUUUAAAAUGGGAUUAUUAUGGUGAGGUUGUGAAAAAUGUAUGCCCUCUUCUGACACUUACUUCCUCAACAUUACCUGGGUGUCAGAAAGCUGCAGGUUUUGACAUCGAUUUUACGGUAAUAAAGACUGCAAGCGGAAGGAAAUUUGCAACAGGAGCAUCCGACUGGGAGUGGUGGGAUGAAAGUGUUCCAGGUAAAUUGAGGGGGCUUCAUAAGGAUGGGUUCAGAGUGAUUUUCUUUACGAAUCAAGCGGGUAUUGAGAAACUAAAGGUUACACCAGAAGAACUGCAGAGAAAAAUUGAAGCAAUUAUAAAGGCAUUGGAUAUACCAGUCUUAGCGUUUGUCUGUACAGGAGAGAACCAGUAUAGAAAACCAAGUACCAUGAUGUGGGAGUAUUGGGAAUCUAAAUGUAACCAAGGAGUUAAGGUUGACCGAUCCAAAUGCUUGUAUGUUGGAGAUGCCGCGGGCAGAGCCAAGGAGUGGGCACCUGGUAAACCCAAGGAUUUCUCAUGUAGUGACAGAAAGUUUGCUGCCAAUCUUGGAGUCAAGUUUCAGACCCCAGAGGAAUUUUUCCUUGGUGAGAGUCCAGCAAAGUUUGCAUGGCAGACCAUAGAUCCAACCACAGUCUUAGGAAAAGUUGCAGCAGAAAAGAAAGAGUACCACAGUAAGUCUCCAGAGAUGGUAAUAAUGGUUGGUGCUCCAGCUACAGGAAAAAGUACCUUCAGGAAACGUUACUUUGAACCUCACGGCUAUAUAGCAGUAAACAGAGAUACCAUGGGAACCAUGCAGAAAUGUGUAAAGGCAGCAACUGAAGCUCUGAAAGCAGGGAAGAGUGUUGUUGCUGACAAUACCAAUCCGACACCGGCAGCCAGGAAGGAAUUUAUUGACUGUGCUAAGAAAUGUGGUGUGCCAUGUCGCUGUUUUGUAAUGGAUACACCAAUUGAACUUGCCCAUCACUUGAAUUAUUUUCGACAAAACCAGACAAAUGGAGGUGUUCGGCGUAUACCAGAUGUUGGCUACAAUGUCUAUAAGAAAAACUUUGGUGCCCCAACAAAAGCUGAGGGAUUUACUGAGAUUAUUCAAAUUCCUUUUGUUCCUAAAUUUGACAGUAAAAAGGAUGAAGAACUAUUCAAACAGUGGACUUGAAAUAUCUAUACUGUCAAAGUUGACCACAAACUUGUUUUAAUGUUGUUCAGAUUUUAAUAUUGUUAUGACCUUCGUGUUUUAUGUUACCAGUACAUUGUUUUUCUCAUAUAAAGUGCAAUUUCAGCAUACAUGGCUCGUGUGAAGUCCGAUUUUGAAAUAUCUAUUUUUAUAAUAUAUUUUUACAAUAACAAAACCAUUUUUACAUAUCAGUGUAUUUCACAGAUUUAUGUACUAGCUAUUUAUUUUGUGCUUCUUAUUCUAACUGUUAUUCAUGAGCCACUUAAAUGAUAGUCCCCUUUUCCCCAUACAACCACUGACCGCUAUUUGUUCAGGCUAAACCACUAUUCUUUUGGUAUUAUUAAUCAGUGUAUUUUGCAAGUAUUCAUUUUUAUUGCAUUAAGUGCAGCUAUCUUGACAUUGCCAUAUUAUAUCACAUUUCACUUAAUUAAAUGCUAUCCUAUACCAAGAUUAUGACUUUCCAAUAAUGCAAGAAGCAGCCACAUUUACAUUUUGAGAAGAAAUAUUGUCAUAAUUAACCUAACUGACUCAUAUUGACAAUAUUGCAAGAUAAGGAAAGAUCUGGUCAAAUUAGCUACUGCUUUACACACACAAAAUUGUCAUUAUACAUUUUGACAACCUGUUCAUAGCAGCUUUAUCAUAGAAAUAUCAUUUAUUUAUGUGUUACUCUUGCUUUGAAAUAGGAAUAGUUCAAUUCAUGUGGAAUAAGAUUAGGUAUUCUGUAUGAAAGUUUUACAACCUAUUUUUGUAAAUAUGUAUCUUAGUUAAUGACAUUUCUACUUUAUUGUGAAGAUAACUCUUUUGGUAUUUUAAUAAAAAGUUUUCACAGAGAA
This is a messenger RNA of Mercenaria mercenaria, 2203 nucleotides long. Its product is annotated as bifunctional polynucleotide phosphatase/kinase-like. The record is from RefSeq and is a predicted model, not a curated record. Gene Ontology annotation, molecular function: double-stranded DNA binding; ATP-dependent polydeoxyribonucleotide 5'-hydroxyl-kinase activity; polynucleotide 3'-phosphatase activity. Gene Ontology annotation, biological process: DNA repair. The transcript is spliced from 8 exons. Gene Ontology annotation, cellular component: nucleus. NCBI's taxonomy places the organism in Eukaryota, Metazoa, Mollusca, Bivalvia, Venerida, Veneridae. Bases 114 to 1352 code for a protein of 412 amino acids.